UUCGCGUCCAACGUUUGAAAUUUGAACGGUGACACUCAGCAGCUGCCUUCACCUGCAACAAACGUUGAGGCGGCGGUUCCUCUAUCGCUCCGUUUUUAUCUCGCUCACCUGGACUUAGGAAUGCCUUCAUCUUCAAGUAAGGAUGCAUCGGAGGAGGAGCUUCAUCAAAAGCGAGCAGAAUUUGAAGCCAAAGUUGCCGCAAUCAGUGAAGAAGACGACCCACUCGCAGUCUAUUAUGAUUUUGUGCAAUGGGCUGUCAAACACACAUCCUCCAGUGAAUCAAAGAGCGGGUUAGCGGGGAUUAUCGAAACGGCUACGAAAUCAUUUCGCGAUGACCCGCUUUACAAAUCGGAUCUUAGAUAUCUCAAGUUGUGGACUCUUCGCGCUCGUCAGGUGGACAUGUCGACUGCGUUGGGUUUUUAUUCGCAGUUGUUGAAGAAUGGGAUAGGGAUAUCAUAUUCACUCUUAUAUGAGGAAUAUGCCAAACUUUUGGAAGCCAAGGGCCGGAUAAAAGACGCUGAUACCAUAUUCCGCAAGGGCCUGAAGCGUCAAGCUCGACCCACUGAACGUCUCAAGAAACACUACUCGGUGUUUCAGAAGAAACACAGUAUUUCAUCCGAGUUACCAACAUCUUCCAGCAAUCAGAUUGAGGCCACCAAAUCCAGACGCACACCGUCCACAUCGUCUUCUCCGAAUGUUCUCGGGACACCGGCGUCUCGUUAUGCCUUGAUGCUUGCACCAUCGGAGCCUGGAAAGCGGCCAGAACAGUUGGAAUUUCAUCUUCCUUUACUCUAUACCGAGGAGCAUGGCGAAUUUUGCAUCGAAGAAGCCCGGGCUCGCUCGAUGGGGCUUCUCGGAAAGCAAUGGCCCCCUUUACCCACAGGUUCGGGAAAGGCAAAUCGGUCAUCACGAUUGACAGUCGUGUUCAAAGACGAUAGAAACACUCGUUCUCUAAAGAGGAAGAGUAUGGUGGGUGGAGCUGAACCGACCGUAACUAUCAAUACGAAAGAGGCUUUGGCAGACGUCUUUGGGAUGUAUAACUCUCCUGAACGGACUGUCAAAACCAUGGUCGGUAGCAAGCACGCACCUGUCACUAGAAUAGACGCUAUCGCUCCCUUUCCUUCACAACCCAAAACAGUCUCUCCAUUAUCCUCAGAGAAUGCGUCGCAGAACAGCAAAUCAGCGUUCCGGCCGUUUAUGGACGAAAACUCAGGUGCAAAGAAGAAAGAGAAUAAAUCGUCGCCAUUCGUGCCUUUCGUAGACCCUGAAUCCAAUAAGCCGCCGGCCAGGUCAGCUUUCGCGGCGAAAGACCCAUCGAAGACCUCUCUCCUAACAACGACCGACGAGCCUAAGCCAUUCACAUUCAAACCAUUCCAGCCGAAGAAGCCUCUAUUUCGAGACGGAUUCACAGAAGACCAUGGGAAACCCAGCUCUAAACCGACCCAUGAACGAGCGAGGUCUCUUCAAGAAUCAACGUCUGGAGACCCUGUCCGUCCCAGUAGUUUCUUGACACCAUUUGUUGACGAAGAUAACAAAACACCGUUUAAGGUUUUCAGUCGUCCCAGCGAGGGCGAAAACGCUUUCACGCCCAAGACACCGGCAUCUCUGAUCCCCCCAGCAGGGCGCGCGUUUAUACCAUUUUCAGAUAUAAAACCGACAUUUACACCGCAUAAAGACGGUUUAUCUGAGCCAAAGCGUACACCAUUUAGCGUUCUUUCACAGUCUGAAGUGACGGUGGAGAAGGAAGAGAUACGUGACUAUGACCAAGAUGUGGAUCAUGCGCCGGAACAGGAGGACGAGGAGACAGCAGAGCAUGUACUGGCUGAGGAGGAGGGGGAGGAGGAGGAGGGAGGGGAGGAGGAAGAACGGGAAGGAGGAGAAGGGGAGGAGGAGGAAAGGGAGGAGGAAGUUCAUGACCAAUAUGAAGUUGAAACUCACGAAGGGGUACAAUACCAAGAGGACCUCGCGCCCGAUGGUCAAUAUGACUACGACGAAGGCGUAUCGUACAGGGAUAUACCCUUGGGAGGGCGUUUCGGACAAUUCAAUGUCAUGACGCCUAUCACUGAACGUACGGUCGAGUACACUAGUACACGAUCGUUCUUCAGUACUCCAAGUGACAAGCUGAACCGAAUAUCAGAAGAUCCCGACACUAUCCCUGAAGACGAAGCUGAAAGAGUGCUGCUGGAUGAUGGAGCCGACGUAACGGAGGAUAGAUUUGCCAACGACCGUCGGCUUCAGCCUUUUAGACUUUUUGAAAUACAAAAGGAUGACGCCAGUGUGACGGUGAUAGAGCAGCAGACGAGCAAACUGAGUCUUGCAGACAGUCUCACUCUGUCAUCUCGAUUCCGGCCGGAUAAUCCUUGCAAUCCCUUCGACCCACCCAUCUUACGUGUGUUGCUCUCUCGAUUCCAACCUGACCCCCACUACUGCAAUCUUACUGCACAGGAGUCCAAGCGAUACGAAGAAUUGCAGAAAUUCGCAAAGAAACAUAGGAAAACCAGCGGGAACAGCGUGUCUCUUGACGUUGGCGGAAUUUACUCGCUGAUGCUCGAUGGCCACAAAUUCAAUGUCACCGAAAAACUUGGUGAAGGUGGAUUCGGGACCGUGUUCGCAGCUCGUGAUUUAGGUGUACCAAGACCAGACGAUGACGGGGACUCUGAUGAAGAUGAGGAUGAACAAUCCUUGGUCGCUCUCAAAGUAGUAAAACCUCGGAACCUUUGGGAGUACAACGUUCUCCGGCGGCUUCACACAGCACUUCCUCCUUCCCAACGGCGCUCGCUGGUCACCCCGUACGCGCUUUAUGCAUACAAGGAUGAAAGCUAUCUCGUCAUGGAUCUCUGUCCACAAGGAACUCUCCUCGACAUUGUGAACCGAGCAGAGAGCGCUGGCGUAUCCCAACAGGGUGCAUGCCUCGAUGAACUGCUAGUGAUGUUUUUCACGAUUGAGCUUCUCAGAAUUCUUGAAAGCAUGCACAGCGCGGGAUUCAUUCAUGGUGAUCUUAAAAUCGACAACUGUCUGUUGCGAUUAGAGGACAUACCUGGUGGUAAUUCUGCUUGGUCCAGCGUGUAUCAACCAUCUGGCGAAGGAGGUUGGAACGCGAAAGGUCUGAAGUUGAUCGAUUUUGGGAGAACGAUUGAUACCAGGCUAUUCCCUGCCAACCAGCAAUUCAUCGGGGAGUGGGAGGUUGACGAGCGAGAUUGUCCGGAACUCCGAGAGGGGAGGCCUUGGACUUUCCAAACUGAUUAUUUUGGACUUGCGGGAAUUAUCUAUUGCAUGUUUUUUGGAAAGUAUAUCCAAGGGGCAUCGUUAACGCAACUAAACGGUAAAACCAAGAUUGCCACGCCGUUCAAGCGAUAUUGGCAAACCGAUCUAUGGACGAGGCUCUUUGAGCUAUUAUUAAACCCUACCCAAGCAAAGCCUGAUGGACGUCUGCCUGUUUCUGAGGAAAUCGGGGCCCUGCAAAAGGAGAUGGAGGUGUGGUUGCAGAACAACUGUAAUCGUGCGGGUGGCACGCUGAAAGGUUUACUCAAGAAGGUCGAAAUGUCCUGCCUUCGAUAGCGACCGCUGCACUCAUUACAUUCCUUCCU
Messenger RNA from Marasmius oreades (fairy-ring Marasmius), 3587 nucleotides. RefSeq lists its product as uncharacterized. Lineage: Eukaryota; Fungi; Basidiomycota; Agaricomycetes; Agaricales; Marasmiaceae. Bases 121 to 3558 code for a protein of 1145 amino acids. The record is from RefSeq and is a predicted model, not a curated record. Gene Ontology annotation, biological process: meiotic sister chromatid cohesion, centromeric; protein phosphorylation; mitotic spindle assembly checkpoint signaling. Gene Ontology annotation, molecular function: protein kinase activity; ATP binding. The transcript is spliced from 4 exons.